Molecule: messenger RNA, 916 nt
Organism: Microstroma glucosiphilum
Lineage: Eukaryota; Fungi; Basidiomycota; Exobasidiomycetes; Microstromatales; Microstromataceae
Product: UBC-like protein
Exons: 3
Coding region: 171-584 (137 amino acids)
Biological process (GO): DNA damage tolerance; protein K63-linked ubiquitination
Cellular component (GO): nucleus
Source: RefSeq, a predicted model, not a curated record
GACCACACAUCACCGCCACGUCAGCCUCAUAUAGAGUGCAUUGUUGAGGACUACACUCAGCACAAGGCAAGAUACUUGAUUCGAGGAACGCAUAUACCCUACCCGCGAGCUCAGGACCCUGCUGAGAGCUCAUCCAGGAGGAUUUAUCACCCCCGGAGAUCCCCAACACCAUGGCUAAGAUCCCGCGCAAUUUCCGCCUGUUGGAGGAGCUGGAGAAGGGAGAAAAGGGCAUUGGAGAUGGCAGCUGCUCGUACGGACUUGAUGACGGUACAGACACCCUCAUGUCCAACUGGAACGCAACGAUCAUCGGCCCCUCUCACUCUGUACACCAGAACCGCAUCUACUCGCUUCAGAUCCAUUGCGGAGAGGCCUACCCGGACAGACCGCCUACUGUGCGCUUUACCACGAGGAUCAACCUGCCUUGUGUUGGUGGGGAUGGAAAGGUGAGUGCAGUAGGGAGCACUUCAAGGAGGCUCAGAAGGGGAGCUAUUGUAGGAGGGGGACGAGCACUAACUCUAUUCCCCCUAUCUUGCUUGCGUCGUAUCUGUCUCUCCAGGUGUCAGAUCGUGCAUUCCCCAUUCUAGCAAACUGGAGGAGGGACUACACUCUUGAGACAAUCCUCGUUGAGCUGAGGAGGGACAUGGGCAGUGCUAGCAACCGUAAGCUUCCACAGCCCGCAGAGGGGACGAGCUACUAGCCAGGCUCGAUAAUGCUUAAUUGGGAGACUAGACCAGACGGGUGGACCGGGCGGGGCGGAUAUGAGAGGGGGCAGAAGAGAGGAGCGUUAUUCUCUAGGGCGGGAAGAAUCGAUUUGUUUAGCUAGAAGCGAUGCUUUGAUCGGACGUUGUUCGGACGCAGCAGAUCAAUGAGACGUCUAUAUUCAUUGCACCGAUCAUAGCUCCCCAAUGAUCGCAGU